AUGCGUCUACGAGUCCUCAAUUCGAACAGCGCAUCCCCAUUGAAGAGUCUAGUGAAUCCAUCUCGAUUGCCCCCAUGGACAUGCGCGUCCUGCAAAAUUCGUGCUACUACAGCUCGACCGUACUCUAUGCGGACACCGGUCGCUGAGAAGCCUUACUACAUUACCACUCCAAUCUUCUAUGUCAAUGCAGCUCCGCAUGUCGGCCACCUCUACACAAUGGUCCUCACGGACAUCCAUAAACGAUGGCAGCUUCUGCAGGGGAAAAGGGCAAUACUGUGUACCGGGACAGACGAACAUGGCAUGAAGAUACAACAAGCCUCCGCAAAAGCCGGCGUGGAGCCAAAACCGUUCUGCGACAAAGGCGCAGAAGUCUUCAAAAGCCUUGCGCUGAGAGCCGAGAUCUUGAACGACCAUUUCGUCCGGACGACCGAUAAAGAGCAUCGAGAAGCUGUGGAAUACGCCUGGUUUCUGCUUCAGGAGGCCGGAUACAUAUACACAGCCAAGCACGAGGGCUGGUACUCUGUCAGCGAUGAGACAUUCUACCCUCAAUCUGCGGUACAGCUCUAUCUAGAGCCUGCAACGGGUCGGAAGAUCAUGAUCUCAAUUGAAACCGGGAAAGAAGUGGAGUGGACAUCGGAGAUAAACUACCACUUCAAACUGUCGGCAUUUAGGGAGCAACUACUCGACUUCUACAAGCAGAAUCCCAAGUGGAUAGUUCCCGAGCACCGCAUGAAAGAGGUCGUCCAAGCCGUCGAGUCUGGACUCGACGACCUUUCCAUCUCGCGCCCCUCCGACCGCCUCACUUGGGGCAUUCCGGUUCCAGAAGAUGAAAGCCAGACCAUAUACGUCUGGCUCGACGCGCUGAUGAACUAUGUCACAAAAGCCGGCUACCCGUGGCCGCCUGGGGAGGAGCAGGCUGGAGGCUGGCCAGCCGACUGUCAGGUCAUUGGAAAGGAUAUUGUUCGUUUUCACUGCAUCUACUGGCCGGCUUUCCUCAUGGCUCUUGGCCUUCCGCUCCCAAAGCACAUCCUCACCCACGCGCAUUGGACACUAGGCAAGGAAAAAAUGGCAAAGUCCACCGGCAACGUCGUAAACCCCUUCUUCGCCAUCGAUCGCUUCGGUAUAGACGUCAUGCGGUUCUACCUCGCUCACGAUGGCGGUGUAGUCGAUGAUGCUGAUUACAGCAACUACCACAUCAUUGACCGGUACAAGCACGCAUUGAAUGGAAGCCUGGGAAACCUAGCCAGCCGUGUGACAAGAGGGAAAGGCUGGGACAUUGGCCGUGCUGUAAAGCGAUGGGCCGCAGCCACGGACGAGAACGAGUUUGAAGACAGCGCUGCACGGACCCAUUACGUUGCCAUCAAGAAUACACAACUGGCCGUUCAAGAACGCAUGGACCAGCUGGAUGCUCGCGGCGCAGUGCAGGCUAUCGUGCAACUGAUACAAACUACAAACGCGUACUUCUCGAACUCGAGUCCGUGGACUCUGGCCAAAAAGUUGGAAGGAGAAGUAGAACUCGAGUUGGAUACGAUCAUCUAUCUAUCCUCGGAAAGCUUACGCGUUGCUGGCAUCUUACUACAGCCAGUCAUGCCCAAUAAAUCUGCUCUGCUCCUCGAUAUGCUCGGUGUCGACGAGGCACAUCGGUCCUUCGAUUACGCAGAACCGGGAAAAGAUGCCAGUUACGGCGUAAGCAAAGUACCACUAGGAAAGGGUGCGGAGGGCACACUCUUUCCGCCUCUCGAUAGCGAUCUCUAA
Mytilinidion resinicola is the source of this 1755-nucleotide messenger RNA. RefSeq names its product methionyl-tRNA synthetase-like protein. Gene Ontology annotation, molecular function: ATP binding; methionine-tRNA ligase activity. Gene Ontology annotation, biological process: methionyl-tRNA aminoacylation. Bases 1 to 1755 code for a protein of 584 amino acids. The record is from RefSeq and is a predicted model, not a curated record. NCBI's taxonomy places the organism in Eukaryota, Fungi, Ascomycota, Dothideomycetes, Mytilinidiales, Mytilinidiaceae. The transcript is spliced from 6 exons.